Molecule: messenger RNA, 954 nt
Organism: Sodiomyces alkalinus F11
Lineage: Eukaryota; Fungi; Ascomycota; Sordariomycetes; Glomerellales; Plectosphaerellaceae
Product: cytochrome c1
Exons: 4
Coding region: 1-954 (317 amino acids)
Biological process (GO): mitochondrial electron transport, ubiquinol to cytochrome c
Molecular function (GO): heme binding; electron transfer activity
Source: RefSeq, a predicted model, not a curated record
AUGCUGGCCAGGUCCUCCUUGCGCGCAACGCGCGCCUUCAAAAAUGGUCCCGUCACCUUCGCUAAGCGUGCGGCCUCUUCUUCCAGCGGUGCCGAAGCCACUCCUGCACGGCUGAACCUCGCCGCCAUCACCUCGACCGCCGUCGCUGCCGGAUCCAUUGCCUGGUACUACCAUCUCUAUGGGCCCACGGCUCACGCUUCGACACCUGCCGAGGAAGGUCUGCACCCUACCAAUUACCCUUGGGUUCAUCAACAAUGGUUCCGCACCUUCGACCACCAGGCCCUCCGCCGUGGUUUCCAGGUUUACCGUGAAGUCUGCGCCUCCUGCCACUCCCUCGCCCGUGUUCCUUACCGAGCCCUUGUUGGCACCAUCUUGACCGUCGAUGAGGCCAAAGCUCUUGCCGAGGAAAACGAAUACCCCGAUGAGCCGAACGACCAAGGUGACAUCGAGAUGCGCCCUGGUAAACUGUCCGACUACCUGCCUUCUCCUUACCCCAACGAAGAGGCAGCCCGUGCGGCUAACCAGGGAGCUUACCCCCCCGAUCUGAGCUUGAUUGUCAAGGCCCGCCACGGUGGCUGCGACUACGUCUUCAACCUGCUCACCGGCUACCCGGACGAGCCCCCCGCAGGUGCCCAGGUUGCUCCCGGCAUGAACUUCAACCCCUACUUCCCCGGCACUGGCAUUGCCAUGGCCCGUGUUCUGUUCGACGACCUGGUCGAGUACGAGGAUGGCACCCCUGCUUCGACUUCGCAGAUGGCCAAGGACGUGACCGAGUUCCUGAACUGGGCGGCCGAGCCCGAGAUGGACGACCGCAAGAAGAUGGGCAUGAAGGUUCUCGUUGUUACGACCACCCUGUGGGCUAUCAGCGUCUGGGUGAAGCGGUACAAGUGGGCUUGGCUCAAGUCGAGGAAGCUCGCUUAUGACCCGCCCAAGGAGAGCAAAGUCCGCCACUAG